This is a messenger RNA of Fundulus heteroclitus (mummichog), 2496 nucleotides long. RefSeq names its product tetratricopeptide repeat protein 39B. Gene Ontology annotation, molecular function: protein binding. The transcript has 18 exons. Bases 109 to 1860 code for a protein of 583 amino acids. NCBI's taxonomy places the organism in Eukaryota, Metazoa, Chordata, Actinopteri, Cyprinodontiformes, Fundulidae. The record is from RefSeq and is a predicted model, not a curated record.
CACAAACUUGUUUGUCUUUCUCACCAGAGUUUUGGCAGGGAAAGACAUCCACCUCUCUUCCACCCUGGUGCCCCCUCUCUCUCUAUCUCUUUAAGGUUCAGAGCUCAAAUGGAGAUGAACAAUGGUGCAUUCAACAAGGUGGACUGGGAACAUGUGAGCGAGGAUGAGAUGCCACUUCAGCUGGAUUUGGAGACGGCGCUGGAGGAAUGUAACGUUGCCCUCCAUCUGUUUCUGAACAACAGGUUCGCAGACGCUUUGGCUGCAUUAGAACCCCGGAGGAGCCACAGCAUGUAUCAUGCUAUGGGCUACAGCAGCAUCUUAUUGAUGCAGGCCGCUAUGACCUUUGACCCCAAGGACAUGGACGUUGCCAUGACGUCCCUGAAGGAAGCUCUGCACACCUGCCAGAGAUUUCGGAGGAAAACGGGAAUAAUGGAGAGCUUGGCCAACUUUUGGCACGGACAAACUGUUGACACUUUGACAGAAGAGGAGAUGCACGCUGAGCUCUGCUACGCCGAAGUCCUGAUGCAGAAGGCAGCGCUAACGUUCCUGGAUGAAAGCAUCAUCGGCUUCAUCAAAGGAGGGAUGGGAAUGAGGAACAGUUAUCUCAUUUACAAGAAUUGUCAGGCCAUGGAAAAUGCUAUAGAAGAUGCAGAAAAAGAGAAGAACACACACAUUCAUUUUCGAGGUGGUGUCAACAUGGGAAUUGGAUCAUUCAACCUGAUACUGUCCAUGCUGCCAUCCAGAGUCCUCCGUCUCAUGGAGUUUCUGGGCUUCUCUGGAGACAGGGAGCUGGGUUUGUCGCAGCUGAGAGAGGGGGCAGCGAGCAACAGCCUCCGUUCCAUCCUCAGCACCUUGACGCUGCUCAUGUUUCACCUCUACAUGAGUGUGAUACUUGGUACUGGUGAAGGAAACCUUCCCGAGGCUGAAGCUCUGCUAAAACCGUAUGCUGAUAAGUUCCCGAAUGGAGCCCUGAUGCUCUUCUACACUGCCAGAAUAGCUGUACUUAAAGGGAACUUCACAUUUGCUCAGGAGAAGUUCCUGGCGUGUAUAGCGACCCAGGAAGAGUGGCGUCAGAUUCACCACCUGUGUUACUGGGAGCUGAUGUGGGCGUACUCCUUUGAGCAAAACUGGAUCGAGGCGUAUCGAUACGCCGACCUGCUCUGCAAGGAGAACAAGUGGUCCCAGGCCACAUAUGUAUAUCAGAAAGCUGCCAUCUUGAGCAUGCUUCCAGAGGAAGACGUAACCAAGCUGGGAGAAAAUGUAGUGGCACUGUUCAGGCAGGUGGAUGGCCUCAGAUUAAGAAUAGCAGGAAAAUCAAUUCCAACCGAGAAGUUUGCUGCAAAGAAGGCCCAGAGAUACUCCUUCCCCAAGCCCCUGAAGCUCGUGGUCCCUGCUUUGGAAAUGAUGUAUGUUUGGAACGGCUUCGCAGUAGUCGGCAAAAGGCCCGAGCUGACUGAGAGCAUCUUAUCGACUCUGGAGAAAGCAGAGGAGCAGCUCAGGAAUGAAUCAGCUCCAUCAGAGUACCACAUGGAUGACCUGUGCGUGGUGCAGAUGUUGAAGGGCCUGUGUUUAACGCAGCUGGGACGCCUGGUUCAGGCUGAGAUCUGUUUCAAUUUUGUCAUUUCCAGUGAGAAGGACAUAAAGCAUGAGACCUACCUGGUGCCAUUUACCAUGUACGAGCUGGGUUUACUGCACAAGCUGAGAGGUGACAUCAAUGCGGCCAUCAUGGUCAUCGAAAAUGCAAAGACGAAUUACAGAGACUACAGCAUGGAGUCCAGACUGCACUUCCGCAUCCAUGCAGCUCUCAACACCAUGGGCUCGUUUGAAGCCAAGCUUCCUCCGUCACGUACGCCGGCUUGAAAGACUGAAAGCUGGGCGGAGGUGGUACUUAAAACUGUAUUCAAAUCUUCUCCAUGUCUCUGAAGCCAUUGGCUUUCAUUUUUGUUGUCGGACAAGACUUGGAGUUGCAACUCUGUGUAAUUUAUAAAUAUUUGAGUGUAAAAAUGUACUGAAUAAUGCCGAUGUAUUAAAUAUUACACUAACCAUAAACAUAGGAAAGAAUGUACUUAAAAAUAAAUAAGGCAACAGUUUACAGCCAUCGCCUGUAUUUAAUUCCGCGAGUUAAGAGGAAAUGAUCACUGCUUUGAUAAACACAAAUAUAUUUAUGUGAGGGGAAGUGCAGUGAAGGUUUCUUUUAGCUUUCUGAGACUUGACUCUGAACAAAUGUGGGGCUUUUCCUGAGAUGCUGAAGCCAUUUCUUUUAGGUGAGUUUCAGCUGAGGUUGCUGGUUAAUUGCACUCAUGCCUGUUUAAACAGAUGAACAGAGCAAAGGUGGACAGACAUGGAGCAUGGAUCGUCCACAUGGCCUGGUCUAGCGCUUCAUCCUCAGUAGACUCUUGUGUUGCUGUUUCCUUCUUUGCAUUCGAUAUAAAGCGCCUGUUGGUCUGAUGAAAGUCAGAUUUAUUACAAUUGUUAUUAAACAAUGAUUUUAAAUGA